Molecule: messenger RNA, 3052 nt
Organism: Callithrix jacchus (white-tufted-ear marmoset)
Lineage: Eukaryota; Metazoa; Chordata; Mammalia; Primates; Cebidae
Source: RefSeq, a predicted model, not a curated record
UUGGCCCAGCUCACCCAGUCCAGGGGCUCCAGUCGGGAUCUCGCUGCCGCCCGGGCCAGGUGAGAGUCCCCACCGCUGGGGAGGCGGCGGGCCCUGCUUCCCUCGGCCGCCUCGCCCACCCGGAGUUGUCGGGGAGGAAGCAGCUGGGGGGCCCCGGAGCCCCUCAGAGGACAAUGCGACCAGUGCUCAGCCACCCUAGCUCUGUCUCCUCCGCGCCGGGCCCCUUCCCGCCAUCCUCUGCCGCCGCCCGGCUGCAGCCGCUCUUCCUCCGCGGGGGCUACUUUUGCGGCCAGAGAGGCUCGGGCGACAGUAACACCAGCACCAGCACCAGCGGGGAAGGCGGCAGCAGACGCGGCGGGGGCGGGGGCGGCGGCUCCCCGAGCAGCAGCACGGGAGCCGAGAGCGAGGAGCAACACGAGAGCCUGAGCGUCAGCAAGCCACCGGUGCCCAACGCAGCGCUACCUGGGCCGCCGGUUCAGGGCUGCGCCCCUGCCGUCCCCGCGCCGGCCGCCUUCUCCUCCUCCUCCGACACCUCCUCCUCCAGCUCCACGCCCACCCUCUACUGCAGUAAGACCGCCGUGGACUUCGGCGGGGACACCGCAGCCGGGGCCGUCGAGGGCCCUGGGAGCCGCUCAGUGGCGGCGCCGGCGGCGGCGGCGGGUCGGGCAGCAGCGCCUCCUGCUGUUCGUGUUGCUGCUGCUGUAGCAGUCUGGCCUGGCCCGGCCGCAGGGGUCGGCGCGGCCAGCGGUGCGCAUCACCCACACCACCACCACGCCGCACCGCCCCUGCUCUUGCCUGCCCCCUUGGCCGCCUCCACCCGGGCCAAGGCGCGCAGAGAGGGGGGAGGGGUCGGCGGCCUGGAGGCGGCCGCGGCAGUGGGCGAGUUCGCUUUCACCUACCUGGCCCAGCUUUUCUAUUUCAUAGCCUUCACGCCCAAGGCGGUGCUGAUCUUGGGCACGUCCAUCCUAGACCUCAUCGAGCUGCACGCUCUCUUCGGCACCAUGGGCUUCCACCUCACCAUGGUACUGUCGGUGCCCCUGCUCUACAGCUUGGUGCGGGCCAUCAACGAGGUGGGUGCACUGCCCGGCUCUGCCAGACCCCUGCUGCUGCAGCCCCAGUGGCACUGCAUGGCCUGGUGCUUCCUGGGCACGUGCCUGGAGCUGCUCAACAGCUUCACGUUGGUGGAGCUGAUGCUGGAGGUCUGUGCGCAGUUGCCCACGCACCUGCGCUACCUGCUCAUCGCCGUCUACUUUCUUACCCUCCUCUCGCCGGUGCUCUGGCUCUAUGAGCUCAACGCUGCUGCGGUGGCGGUGGCAUCCGGGGGCCAGGCCUCUGGCCCAGGCUGCUGCCUUUUUCUGCGCCUGCUGGGCGGCUGCCUGGUGGACGUGCCCUUGCUGGCACUGCACUGCCUCCUGGUGGUCAUCUACCAGCAGCCCCUCUCCAUCUUCACGCUCAAGAACCUAUUCUUCCUCGGCUGCCAAGGCCUGGAGGCACUGGGGGACUGCUGGGACUGGGUCAGUCGGGCCUCCCUGAGUCAGACCAUAGGGGGCUAUGGUGCUCCACCCUCCGCCCCUCCACUGCCUCUGCCACCACCUGAGGGAGGCUCCCAGCUGGACCAUUGCAUUUUGGAGAAUGACGGGGUUGCCCAUGGCUAUGUAAACACCUUGGCUGUGACCUCCUAGAACUGAGGGUGAAGGGCAUGGGUCCCUGGUUUUGGGUUGAGAGUCCCCAACUCCCUUAUCUUCUACCUUCUGUCACCCAGAUUUGAUCAGGCUUUGUUUGGAAGAGGUAACCCUUUUUAUGGCUGAGGGCCAGGGUGUUCUUCUGCACCCCUGGGAUGAGGACCGCUUGGAGGGAGACCAGCAGUUAAUGGUGAGGGAGGUAGGCGCACUUACCCUCUUUCUUCUAUCCUACUCCAAUCCUGACCUCCUAGGAGCUGGUAGCUCUGCUUCUUUCUUUACCCACCUCCACUCUAAUUGCCAUCCAUCAGGAGGAGAGAAGUGCUCGGCCUUGGGUCUUCUUCCUGACUUAGAAGUGCCGGCCUCUUUCAGGCUGUGGUUGGUGGCCAUUGUCCCAUGCCUUGACAUUGACCCAGAACCCACUUUCCACUGAUGUCUCUAUUCGAUUUCUCCUGGGUGAUAGAUGCAAAGUGUAUGUCUCUCUCUGUAGUGUUGUUUUCUUGCAUCCACCUUGUGACCCUUUGCAAUAGGUAGGAGAUCUGGGGAGGCCCUGCUCCCUAUAUCUUACUUACCACCACCCUUCUCUUUUCUGCCUGGAUUUGUGACCAUGAAUUCCCAGGAAGAGCUGGGCCCCUGAGAGCUUCCCAGGUACUCCCUUUAAAGGGAGAAGCUCUCCCAGGAUCUUCCUCAAUCCUGUUCCUCUCUUCUUAGCUCAGAGGGAGGAGGGGAUCCAUUCUCUAAGGACAAAAGUGCACCCUUUCUUGGGUGAGCAAGCAUUUCUACCUCUGUGCUUUCAACUUUUGUUGCAUCAUGCACUGAUGCUGCUUGCAAAAAAUAAGACAAAAUACUCAGAAAUUGCAUUCUCCAUGGCCACUGGCUCCAACUGGUGUUGGGUGCCAGUGUUAUUACAGGGUCUGUGGAGUAUCAGCCAUUGGCUUGGCCUCCCACUCUUCUUCCCUCUGCACCUAGAACUCUUAUCCUUCCUGUGGUUUGGUGCUGACUGGGUCAGAUCUGGGCUUAGAGUAAUAGCUUUGAUGGUUCCUAGAUGGACAUGAAGUUGACCCUCCCAUAGGCCCAGGAGAGCAGGAAGCCCCAUUCCCCACUGGUCCUUCCUCUAGGAAGUGUAGAUCAGAAAGUGAGGUGGUGACCUCCUGCCUCUGGUCUAACCAAGUCUCACUAGGGCCAAGGCAGCCUGCAGCACUUUGUGUCCUAGAUUCCUCUCAUUGAGGGUGAGGACAAGAGACAUCUGGGGGCUGUGUGCUCAGAGUCUUGGUGUGGAAUGUCACUCUUGCAAUCUUUGAGGCAGGAUAAGUAUUUUUACAUAUUUUAAGGGUGCAGGAGCACAGCAGGGAACAAGGCCAGAAAAUACUUCC